GUGCUCGAUGUUGUCCGAGACUUCGAUUGUGGAUUCUCAGUUGAAUGUAUCGGCUUAAGCGGGAUGAUGCUAAGCUAGCUGUCAGCCAGGCAUCCAUCCACGGGGUUUCGCCGCCGAGUUAAGCUGCCGGAUGCUCCCGGCCGUAUCCUGCUACUGGCCGCCCGUCUUGACAUUCCCUCAGCAUUCCCGGAUCGAAUUCGUGUCGACUGCCCAGAGUCCGCGAAUUCAAGGUCCACUCCUGAUCCAACCCUUCCCCCGCUAGCGUAGCAUAGCUCGCCGGAUAACGAGAGAAGCGGACCGACGAGAGUUUCUCUUAGAAGACCACACCCCAGACAAACAUGUCCCUUCAUCAGUUUCUGUUGGAGCCCAUCACCUGCCACGCGUGGAACCGUGACAGGACACAAAUUGCCAUCAGUCCAAAUAACCAUGAAGUCCAUAUCUACAAGAAGAGUGGUAAUCAGUGGGUUAAGACUCAUGAGCUGAAGGAGCACAAUGGACACAUAACAGGUAUUGACUGGGCUCCCAAAAGUGACCGUAUAGUGACAUGUGGAGCCGACCGUAAUGCCUAUGUGUGGUCCCAGAAGGAGGACGUAUGGAAGCCUACACUUGUCAUCCUCAGGAUCAACCGAGCUGCCACCUUCGUCAAGUGGUCUCCAUUGGAGAACAAGUUUGCAGUUGGCAGUGGGGCUCGACUCAUCUCUGUUUGCUACUUUGAGUCUGAGAAUGACUGGUGGGUUAGCAAACACAUCAAGAAGCCUAUCCGCUCCACCAUCCUCAGUCUGGACUGGCAUCCCAACAACAUCCUGCUGGCUGCUGGAUCCUGUGACUUCAAAUGCCGGGUGUUCUCAGCCUACAUUAAGGAGGUGGAAGAGAAACCAGGCCCCACACCCUGGGGCAGCAAGAUGCCAUUUGGGGCUGUGUUAGCAGAAUUUGGAGGAGCGGGUGGAGGGGGUUGGGUCCACUCUGUCUCUUUCUCAGCCUCUGGUAACCGCUUGGCCUGGGUCAGCCACGACAGCACUGUCACUGUAGUGGACAGCUCUAAGACUUCCAGCCCUUCACAGCUGAAGACGGAGUUCCUUCCUCUUCUCAGUGUCAUUUUUGUUUCGGAGAACAGUCUUGUAGCUGCGGGCCAUGACUGUUGCCCCAUGCUGUUCCGUUGCGAUGAUGGUGGAAUACUGACAUUUGUAUCAAAGCUCGACCUCCCCAAGCAGAGCAUUCAGAGGAACAUCUCUGCUAUGGAGCGCUUCAGGAACAUGGAUAAGAGAGCCACCACCGAGGACCGCAACACUGCCCUGGACACAUUGCACCAGAAUAGCAUCACCCAAGUGUCUAUCUAUGAAGGAGACAAAAGGGAUUGUCGCAAGUUCUGCACCACAGGAAUUGAUGGAGCAAUGACCAUUUGGGACUUUAAGAGUCUAGAGGCUUCUAUCCAAGGUCUCCGCAUCAUGUGAAGGAAACCUGUGAAUGACUGAAGAGACGCUGCAGGCUCACUUCUCCUCCCAGCCCCCUCCCUACCACCCCUCCCUCCUAAACCCCUCUGUUCCUGCAACGCAGCCAGUAACAAGCAUAACUGACCACCUUAUCAAGUGUCUGCUGAAGCACUGAUCAGACCUUAACACAUUCUUCUGGGUGUAUGAAAACACUUUCAAACAUACACUAAAGUAAACAAGCGCACACACACACACACACACACACACACUCACACACAUACACUGAGCUGACGUGUGACAUCACUGUUGAUUUUUUUUUUUGUUUGUUUUUAAAUGAAGGUUAACCAGGUGUCAAAGUGAGAAGGUCCUCUGACACGUAUUAAAACGUGAAGUGAAAUGUGUGUUUUUAUGUUCUCUAACCUCCUGUACCAAAAGUUGAACACUAAAAGGUGCGUUUUAUCAAAAAGUCUGACUGCAUUUCUCUACAGCUUAACCUGAACAUGAUCUCUGAAAAUUAAUAUUUAGUAGAGUGGAGGAUGGGAUGUUUUACUUCUUGAAGUUUAUUCUCAAGCAGGUAAACUCAUGUUUAGAUUUGGACAAGGUUUUUUCUGUUUCGAGGUCAUGUUGCUGGUUAGCUGUAGGGAGCUGUACUGGAUCUGAUGGUGAAGAGAGAAAGCAGCUGCCUGAACUCUGCGGAGUCACGGCUCUCCAGCACGAGGUUCUGAAGCUUCUUCACUUAAACCACAAAAGAUGGAGGAUUUCUAUGUAACUGAUCAUGAGGUAGACAUGAAAUAAAGAUGAAAUACAUUUACAGUACACUAA
Molecule: messenger RNA, 2252 nt
Organism: Labrus bergylta (ballan wrasse)
Lineage: Eukaryota; Metazoa; Chordata; Actinopteri; Labriformes; Labridae
Gene: arpc1a
Product: actin related protein 2/3 complex, subunit 1A
Biological process (GO): Arp2/3 complex-mediated actin nucleation
Cellular component (GO): Arp2/3 protein complex; actin cytoskeleton
Molecular function (GO): actin filament binding
Source: RefSeq, a predicted model, not a curated record